Messenger RNA from Cyphellophora europaea CBS 101466, 3711 nucleotides. Its product is annotated as calcium-translocating P-type ATPase, PMCA-type. The record is from RefSeq and is a predicted model, not a curated record. Gene Ontology annotation, cellular component: intracellular membrane-bounded organelle; membrane. Gene Ontology annotation, biological process: intracellular calcium ion homeostasis; calcium ion transmembrane transport. The transcript has a single exon. Lineage: Eukaryota; Fungi; Ascomycota; Eurotiomycetes; Chaetothyriales; Cyphellophoraceae. Gene Ontology annotation, molecular function: ATP hydrolysis activity; ATP binding; P-type calcium transporter activity. Bases 1 to 3711 code for a protein of 1236 amino acids.
AUGUCGACGCCGCCACAGACCGCAGACAACGAUAUCUUUCUGUCUCCCACUACGCCUGACCGCAAGCAAUUCGAUGGCGUGACCUUGGCAUCUCGAGCAGGUUCAGACGCGCAAUUGAGUGAAACGUCGACUCGCUUACGCUCCAACUCGGGUAUCUCAGCUGCCUCGUCUAAUACUUAUCAUUCAAAGACCAGCUUUGAAUGCGAGUCACCCGACGAAGCCCUACGGCCCGACCCCGGCAACGAGAAAGACUUCAACGUCUCAUCUAACCCAUUCGCAUUUUCGCCUGGUCAGUUGAACAAGCUACUGAAUCCGAAAUCACUAUCAGCCUUCAAAGCACUCGGAGGGCUGAGAGGCCUCGAAAAGGGUUUACGCACAGACAUCAGAUCUGGUCUUUCUUUGGACGAACUUCACUUGGACGGUCAAGUAUCUUUUGAAGAUGCUACUCACGUCGACAGCAAAGAACCCCUCGAUGUCGACAGCAGUGACCUCAAGCGAUCCAACUCAAUACCUGUCGCCAAGAAGGACCUCAAGGGUCAAUUCGAAGACCGCAUCCGGGUUUUCAAGGACAAUCGGCUACCUGAACGAAAGCCUGACAGCAUAUUUGUACUCAUCUGGAGGGCGUAUAACGACAAGAUUCUCAUUCUUUUAACCGUAGCUGCGGUCAUCUCACUGGCUCUGGGAAUUUUUGAAACUGUUCACGGCGGUGGUGGAGUCGAUUGGGUCGAAGGAGUGGCUAUCUGCGUCGCUAUUUUCAUUGUCGUUGCCGUCGGCUCCGUCAACGAUUGGCAAAAAGAACGGCAGUUCCUCAAACUCAACAAACGAAAGGACGAGCGCGAGGUUAAGGUCAUUAGAUCUGGGAAAUCGAUUCAGAUCUCAGUCUACGAUGUUACCGUGGGUGACGUGAUGCACCUUGAACCUGGUGAUGCUGUACCUGCCGACGGUAUCUUCAUCACCGGCCAUGGUGUCAAAUGCGACGAAUCCUCCGCGACAGGCGAAUCCGACCAGAUGAAAAAGACACCCGCAGAAGAUGUCUGGCAGCGAUUGCAGGAUGGUACCGCAACCGCAAAACUCGACCCAUUCAUCAUCUCCGGCAGCAAGGUCCUCGAAGGAGUCGGUACCUUCCUUGUCACUAGCGUGGGUGAAAACAGCUCUUUCGGCAAGAUCAUGAUGAGCCUGCAGACUGACAACGAUCCGACACCCCUCCAAGUCAAACUCGGUAAUCUCGCCAACUGGAUCGGCGGCCUAGGUUCAUCUGCUGCAAUUCUUCUCUUCUUCGUCCUGACCAUCAAGUUCUUGGCCCAUCUGCCAAACGACGACCGAGAUGCGGCUGCCAAGGGCCAGGAGUUUCUAGAUAUCCUGAUCGUCGCCAUCACUGUUAUUGUGGUCGCUGUGCCGGAAGGCCUACCACUCGCGGUCACGCUGGCUCUUGCCUUUGCGACAACCCGUAUGCUCAAAGAGAAUAAUCUUGUCCGUGUCUUGCGAGCUUGCGAGACCAUGGGAAAUGCGACAACGAUUUGCUCUGACAAGACUGGUACGCUGACCCAAAACAAGAUGACAGUGGUGGCUGGCACCAUCGGUGCUGACCAGAAGUUUGCGACCUCCGGAUACACGGCAGAGAAGGCUUCUCCGCCCCAGACUCUGUUCAGCCAGAUUCCAUCUGACCUCAAAAAUCUCAUCCGCACUUCGAUCAGCAUGAACAGCACUGCUUUUGAAGGCGAGGAGAAAGGCAUCGCCACCUUCAUCGGAUCAAAAACCGAGGUUGCCAUGCUCACUUUGGCCAAGGAACAGCUUGGGCUGGACCAUCUAGCAGCGGAGCGUUCGAACUACAAGGUCAAGCAGCUUAUCCCGUUCGAUUCAGGACGCAAGUGCAUGGGAGUCGUCAUCAAGCUUAGCUCUUCCCAUGGUAGCGGCUACCGCCUGCUUGUCAAGGGUGCAGCGGAGAUCAUGCUGGCUCACGCUUCUCGCACGGUCUUGCCCACUUCCGCCGGCACGGACACAUUCGAGGUCGAGCCUAUGCGCGCAGAGCAUACCCAGCAGAUUGGACACAUCAUCGAAGACUACGCUCAGCACUCCCUUCGCACAAUUGGCAUGCUCUACGCCGACUUCCCAACUUGGCCGCCCCAUGAUGCCAAAGUGCUUGAGGAGGAUCCCAAGAUGGCAAACUUCGACUCCAUCUUCCAUGACCUCACCUGGGUUGGGGUUGUCGGUAUUCACGAUCCUCUUCGCGAGGGAGUCGUUGAAGCUGUUGCACAGUGUCAGAAGUCCGGCGUUGUUGUCCGCAUGGUUACUGGCGACAAUGUCAACACAGCCCGUGCUAUCGCUCGCGAUUGUGGCAUCCUUCGUGACGAUGAUGAGGAGAACGAGAUCGUCAUGGAAGGUCCCAAGUUUCGCCUUCUCGGCGAACAGGAAAUGGACGCCGUCCUGCCCAAAUUGCGCGUACUGGCUCGGAGCUCCCCUGAUGACAAGCGUAUCCUGGUUGGCCGCUUGAAGGCUCUCAAAGAAACCGUCGCUGUCACCGGUGACGGGACCAAUGAUGGUCCUGCAUUGAAAAUGGCCGAUGUUGGGUUCUCGAUGGGCAUUGCUGGUACUGAAGUUGCGAAAGAAGCAUCCUCGAUCAUUCUGUUGGAUGACAACUUCAGCUCCACGAUCACCGCGCUGAUGUGGGGUCGCUCUGUCAACGACGCAGUGAAGAAAUUCCUGCAGUUUCAGAUCACCGUCAACAUCACCGCCGUUGUCCUCACAUUCGUCUCAUCAGUCAGCAGUGGCUCGAACUCGUCAGUUCUGACAGCAGUGCAACUGCUCUGGGUCAAUCUGAUCAUGGAUACUCUCGCAGCUCUCGCACUGGCCACGGACCCGCCCACCAAGGCCAUUCUGAAUCGUCCCCCACAGCCCAAGACGGCACCACUGAUUACCAUCAAUAUGUGGAAGAUGAUCAUUGGUCAGACGAUCUAUCAACUUGUGGUCACGUUUGUGCUCUACUUCGCAGGACACAGCAUUUUCGGUCUCGAUCCCACACCAGUGGACCAGAGAGACCCACUCGACACAAUUGUUUUCAACUCGUUCGUCUGGAUGCAAAUCUUCAAUGCUUUCAACAACAGGCGGUUGGAUAACAAAUUCAACAUCUUUGAGAACAUGUUCAAGAACUAUUGGUUUAUGAGCAUCCUGACCAUUAUGAUCGCGGGUCAAAUCAUGAUCGUUUUCGUUGGUGGUGCGGCCUUCUCGGUGUCACGCCUCAAUGGGCCGCACUGGGCGAUCUCAAUCCUCACUGCUCUGCCCUGCUUAUUGUGGGCUGUCUUGGUGCGAAUGUUCCCCGAUGAGUGGUUCGCGGCAGUCUUUGAGCCUUGUCUGGCCGGGAUCCGAUGGGCCCUGCUGCCAGUCUGGACAGCUACCAAAGCAGCAUUCCGCCCCGUUUGGCGGGCGACCAAGGCAACUUUCCGGCCCAUCGGGCGACUCUUCGGGCGCAAGAAGAAGACCGAAGAGUCUGACGACGACAAGCUAGCGGAUGAGGAGCAGGCCAGCCUCAAAGGCAAGACUGUUUAUGGCGAGGCCGGCGCACCCAGCACACCAAUACAGGUCUCCUCAAAUGACCCUGUGCUGAAAGUCGAGAAUCCGCAGCAAAGAGACGUGCCGAAAUUCGAAGUUACGGCACCAGAAGAGGCGGAUGACAGGGAGGUGCCUACCGUCAAAGUCGACGGUCCCAAAGACUGA